AUGCAGGUAAAACUGAAGAAGACGUGUCCUAAUGAACAUGAACCAUGUUUUCAGAUGUUUGGCUUCCACAAGCCGAAGAUGUACCGGAGUCUGGACGGCUGUUGCAUUUGCCGCGCCAAGUCCUCCAGCUCCCGCUUCACUGACAGCAAGCGCUACGAGAAAGACUUCAAGAGCUGCUUUGGACUGUGUGAGACCAGAUCUGGAGAAAUUUGUAAUGCCUGCGUCCUGUUGGUCAAGCGCUGGAAAAAGCUCCCGGUCGGAACCAAAAAGAACUGGAACCACGUGGUGGACGCCAGAGGAGGCCCCAGUCUGAAGCUCACGUCACGGCCCAAGAAGAUCAAAUCCAUCUCAAAGAAAGCCCGACCCAGCCAGAUCAGCCGGCUGCAGAAGGAGCUCAAGAGGAACAACUCAGACGCUCACAGCACUACCUCCAGUGCAUCCCCUGCCCAGUCCCCCAGCUACAGUAAUCUGUCCGACGAGGGCUCGGACACCGAGCUGAGCCCGGGCUCCAGCCGCUCCCCGGUUUUCUCCUUUCUGGACCUCACAUACUGGAAGAGGCAAAAAGUGUGCUGUGGCAUCAUCUACAAGGGCCGCUUUGGGGAGGUGCUCAUUGACCCGCAUUUGUUCAAACCAUGCUGCCGCAAACAACAGCAGCAGAGGAGGCCCCAGGAGGAGGAGGAGGAGGAGGACGAGGAGGAGGAGGAUGAGGAGGAGGCGGAGUUGAGCGGAGCAGCAGAAAAAACCUCCACACACCAACCACAGGAGCAGGAGGAGCCGGAGGAGCAGGAGGAGCCUGAGGAGCCGGCGUGCGGAGAGUCUGCUACGCUCUGCGUUACCGUGACAACCUCUCCAGUCGGGGGCGUGGCUGUCGCCGGGGAAGCCUGGAGCACACGGCAGGAAGUCCCCGUGCACCAGAUUAAGGUAUAG
Molecule: messenger RNA, 927 nt
Organism: Knipowitschia caucasica
Lineage: Eukaryota; Metazoa; Chordata; Actinopteri; Gobiiformes; Gobiidae
Source: the annotation of a GenBank genome assembly